GGGGCGGCGCGCAGGGCUGCCGGGAGCUGACAGGGCUGCGGGCCGUGGGGCCGGCGCCCACCUGGAGGGAUGGGGUUGCCGGUCGCGUAGGGGCCAUGCCGCCCGGAUCCCGGGCCUCCCGCGUUCCGCGCCCCGGCCGCCGCGCCCCACGUCCGCGCCGGGAUGGUGAACCUGGCGGCCAUGGUGUGGCGCCGGCUUCUGCGGAAGAGGUGGGUGCUCGCCCUGGUCUUCGGGCUGUCGCUCGUCUACUUCCUCAGCAGCACCUUCAAGCAGGAGGAGAGGGCAGUGAGAGAUAGGAAUCUCCUCCAGGUUCAAGACCAUGAUCAGCCCAUCCUGUGGAAAGUGCAGUUUAACUUGGGCAACAGCAGUCGUCCGAGCAAUCAGUGCCGGAACUCCAUUCAAGGGAAGCACCUCAUCACAGAUGAACUUGGCUACGUUUGCGAGAGGAAGGAUUUGCUGGUGAACGGCUGCUGUAACGUGAACGUCCCCAGCACAAAGCAGUACUGCUGUGAUGGCUGCUGGCCCAACGGCUGCUGCAGCGCUUACGAGUACUGUGUCUCCUGCUGCCUGCAGCCCAACAAGCAACUUCUCCUGGAGCGCUUCCUCAACCGGGCAGCUGUGGCAUUCCAGAACCUCUUCAUGGCAGUCGAAGAUCACUUUGAGUUGUGCCUGGCCAAAUGCAGGACCUCAUCCCAGAGCGUGCAGCAUGAGAACACCUACCGGGAUCCUAUAGCAAAGUAUUGCUAUGGAGAAAGCCCGCCCGAGCUCUUCCCCGCAUGACGGGUGCAGCGGACUUGGUCCAGCCCGGGUGAGGAGGCCCUGCUGAAGAACUCGCCUCCUGGGGCCCAGCUUUGGCAAUUGGGACCAGGCUGUGGGAAGAAGACAAAGGCAGGGCGAGGAAACCUUGGCUUUGACCACGUCUCGUGUUGUCAUCCUUGGCUUUGCUUACCACCGGGCUUACCAGAUGGAACUCUUCUGCAUAGCAGCUUGGACCCUCCAGCCCGUCCCGUUUGGGAAAGAUGAAACCACAGGCUGGGCUCGUGGUGGUGUCGGAGUUCUUGGGUGACUCAGCCCUGGGACCUGCACAGGGACCUGUGACUUGUGUUCGUCAAGGGCCGGUGUCACCUCCAGUUUCGAUCCAGGCCCUUUCACUGUAAAAUUAUUUAUUGGAUUCCUUUGGAGCAAUGGGAAAAUUCUAAUGUUUUAUGUAGGAAGAUGCCUUGCCAUUCUAGUGGAAUAUGUUCAAGGAAAUUAUUUUUGUUGUUGGUCUAUGUUCUCAGCUUUCAGGAUUUAAAUCAUUCUUUCACCCAGAUAAAGCAUUUUGUCUUUUAGGA
Messenger RNA from Cebus imitator (Panamanian white-faced capuchin), 1334 nucleotides. RefSeq names its product SREBP regulating gene protein. The record is from RefSeq and is a predicted model, not a curated record. The transcript is spliced from 5 exons. Lineage: Eukaryota; Metazoa; Chordata; Mammalia; Primates; Cebidae. Gene Ontology annotation, biological process: positive regulation of SREBP signaling pathway. Bases 163 to 780 code for a protein of 205 amino acids.